Molecule: messenger RNA, 2839 nt
Organism: Mya arenaria
Lineage: Eukaryota; Metazoa; Mollusca; Bivalvia; Myida; Myidae
Product: immunoglobulin kappa light chain-like
Exons: 11
Coding region: 965-1738 (257 amino acids)
Molecular function (GO): protein binding
Source: RefSeq, a predicted model, not a curated record
GUCAAGUAGUCAUCAGUGGUGAACCAGUCCAGGAAAGUGAUGGACAGUUUGGCGGGAAAGUAAUAUCCCAGGUGCUAAAUCUAACACCUACCAGAGGCAUGGAUGGUCACGUGAUCAAGUGUAGGGCAGGAAACAGACUGCCUGGGAGUAGUUAUGUGGAACAUCAGGUGUCUCUUGAUGUUAAAUAUUCCCCCGUGGUCACCAUCGUAUCAAGACUAGAAACUGAAACUGAGGCAGGUUUACUGCAAUGUUUGGUAACCGGCAAACCAACUGCUACAAUUGAAUGGUACCGCACUGAUAACGGACAAAUGUUUGUCCUAAAGGGGACUGGUAACAACAGCCUUAAUUACACCUCCGAGCCGUCAGCAGAGAUGAUGCCGGGUCGUAUAAGUGUACCGCCAAUAACGGGAUUGGGGGAGACAAUUCCAGUACAAUGCAGUUGUUAGUUCUUUACAAACCAGAUGUGACAAUUAUUGCUCAAAACGCCACGGAAAACUCAACAGCAGAGCUUCAUUGUGUACCACAUGGUGUACCUGACUCCUACACCUACAUCUCCUGGGAACAUACGUGGCCGGGAUCUAGUGAUGUUCUGAGGAUACUUCCGGGGUCUGAGGUUCUGACAUUGAGUAAUCUUAGGUACGAGCAUAGCGGGAUAUACACGUGCAGCGUGACAAACGGCGUGAAAUUUAGUAGGAACCCAAGUGCUGGUUUGGGACAGAGCUUCUUUGUCGUAAAAUCACGUCCUUUUGUAACAACCAGCAACAAAACGAUUCUUAAGGCGGCGCAGCUUGGUGAAGUGAAGACCAUUGAAUUGGAAUUUGUUUCAAACAGUCCUGGGACCGCAAUUAACGUUGAAAAAAUAACGAAAGACAGAGUGGCAAAAUCUACACAAAUCACAACGACGACUACCCCAGCUAUUAUAUGAGUAGAAGUGUUUAGCAAAACUGUGCAGACUGAGGGGUUCAUGUCUAAGAUUAACAUAAUGGUAAUGGAUCAAGACGAUUUAGGAAUAUAUGAAAUCGUGAUUGAAAACGAUGUGGGAUACGAGAAGAGAGCAGUUAAUCUGGUUCCGAAAGGCGAACCGAGCCCACCACAUAUCAUAUCAAUUACUUACGUCACAAAGAGUUCUGCCCUUAUAACAUGGACAAGGGGCUUCCAUGGAGGAUUUGAUCAAACUGUCAAGGUUGAAACCAGUCGAGAUGGGACCAGUUGGACGCCGACGCUUUCCUUACCUCAGGGGACGCUUGAGGACACAUCGCCGGUAAACACGACGAUUGAUGAACUUCUUCCAGCCUCUUUGUAUUACCUUCGGAUGUUUUCUGUCAAUGCAGGUGGCGAAAGCUCAAAAACGAGAUUGUUUGAAUUUACAACAAAAGAAGACAUAUUAACUUCAAAUCAUGCUGCUGUUAUUGGUGGUGUGGUCGGUGGAAGUCUCGGAGUUGUUGUUGCUGUUAUCGUCAUUGUGAUUAUUCUGAGACGAAAGUACACAUUGAACUGUUCUUUAUCGAAGAAAAAAGAUGUACACUCGGGUAUCAUUGGCCAGGGUGGUGACAACCCGGGAUAUAACGCUGCCGUAACGUACGAAGUAGUAUCAUCGAGAAAAGAUACGCCAGAUUACGAUGCUUUACAAACGAGGAUCCGCAUGUGUACAUGCCGCUGGAGGACUCCAAUCCUAAGUCACAUGCUUAUUAUGAGUAUGUUAACAGAGAGAAUCCCUUGUACAAGAACACAACGUUGAACAAUCCAGAGUCGCCAGUGCCUUAAAGGGACUGUACACCAGAUUGGCACCAAAAAUGUGUUUUUCUGUAACGAAUCUCAGGACAAUUAUCUAAUAAAAUGUGUUACGCUCUGAUAUCAUAAUUGUAAAAAAGUACCAAAAUGUAAAAAAGAAAUUGUGUCGGAGACCGGGUUUGAAACCGUAUCGCCAAAAUUGCAGUCCAAUGUCGUUUCCACUGUGCCACGGCGGCUUACUCUAAUUGAGUGACAUAUUUAAGCUAUACACCUACCUCGGUAAUAUCACGUGAUAACACCGACUAGCCAAUCUCGCAUAAGGAAUGAAUUCUACCUGGGGAAGAGAGGUGAAACUUUUAUUUAUGCUACCGGCUUCAUCUAUUUCGCUACUAGCCACCAUGGAGUUAUGUAUUACUUGCCAAACAGCAAUGCUUGUAAUCAAAUUUUGUUUAUGACUGAUUUGCAAAGUAAAAAUGGCAAAAUUUAUUGAUCAUAUAGACCAUUGGAUUGUCGGUCUAGUGUAUCGAUAAUGAACUGUGUUUGGUAGAGAAAACGAAUGUUUGCAAUUGCUGUUAUACUCUUAUUCCAAGUGUAUUUCCUCAUGCUUGUCUGUUACUCAGUUGUCUUUCUGUAUUUAUAUACAUUUAGUCUGAUGAUGCAUUAUUUACCGAUUAACAAUUUUUCUACAAGUGUAUUGAAACAUGCAUCAAAUAUUCAAAAGCACAAAGUAUAAUAUAGCGCUUAAUUUGACCAAAUUUAAAUUGUUGCCACUCUCCUAUACACAGUAUAAGAUAUAUGUCAUUUAACAUAAGCUAUAAACUAUUGUAUUCUGUUUUUUUCUGACCAAUAAAACUUUUUUUUCAAAAAGUCAUAGUCUAGUUCGCGGACAAAUCUAAGGUGCCUGCCGUUGAAAGUAGUGUUAAAUAGUCUUGGAUUUGACAAACUUGUAAAGCUACAAAUGUUAAGUGCUAAAAUGUGCCUACGUUAAGGGCCUUCAUGAGUGUAAAUGUCGUUAAAACACCAAAACAUAAAUGAAACACCAAAACAUAAGUUGUUUAAAGCUAUUGGUAAUGAAGCACAAUACAUACAUUGUUGUUUUGGUGUACUA